This is a messenger RNA of Arabis nemorensis, 2298 nucleotides long. The record is from the annotation of a GenBank genome assembly. NCBI's taxonomy places the organism in Eukaryota, Viridiplantae, Streptophyta, Magnoliopsida, Brassicales, Brassicaceae.
AUGGUUGUGAGGGCUUACCCAUUAGGGAUGGUACGGAUUAUGAAUAACAAUGGCAUUGGUGAAGACGAAGGAGACUCUGGCGUCGAACCAUAUGUUGGAUUAGAGUUUGAUACUGCAGAGGAAGCGCGGGACUUCUACAACUCUUAUGCUACGAGGACGGGUUUUAAGGUUAGGACGGGUCAGUUGUAUAGAUCGAGGACCGAUGGCACGGUUUCAUCAAGGAGAUUUGUUUGCUCAAAGGAAGGUUUUCAGUUAAAUUCAAGAACCGGAUGUCCUGCGUUUAUACGAGUUCAGCGAAGAGAUACAGGGAAAUGGGUUCUUGACCAGAUUCAGAAGGAGCACAACCACGAGCUUGGAGGUCAUAUGGAGGAGACUACUACUCCCCGUCCCUCAGUACAACCGAGAACACCAGCUCCUACGAAGCUAGCUAUAUCAGUUCCACAUAGACCCAAGAUGAAAGUCGUUGACGAGGUUGAUAAAGGACGGUCAUGCCCUUCUGGUGUGAUCUCUUUUAAGCGCUUCAAAGGAGCUGAAGAGAGUGAAGGGCAAACGCAGCCCAAGGCUACUGAACCGUAUGCAGGGCUGGAGUUUGGCUCAGCUAAUGACGCGUGCCAGUUUUAUCAAGCGUAUGCAGAAGUUGUGGGUUUUAGAGUUCGGAUUGGUCAGUUGUUUCGGUCUAAAGUCGAUGGAUCGAUCACAUCCAGGAGAUUUGUUUGUUCGAAAGAAGGCUUUCAGCAUCCUUCGAGAAUGGGCUGUGGAGCUUACAUGAGGAUCAAAAGACAGGAUUCCGGAGGUUGGAUAGUCGAUCGUCUCAAUAAAGAUCAUAAUCACGAGCUUGAACCGGGAAAGAAGAACGCCGGUAUGAAAAAGAUUACAGAGGAUGUGACAGGAGGGUUGGAUUCUGUGGAUCUUAUCGAACUAAAUGAUUUCAGUAAUCACAUCAAUAAAACCCGAGAAAACACCAUAGGUAAGGAAUGGUAUCCAGUGCUUCUCGAUUACUUUCAGUCAAAACAGGCAGAAGACAUGGGAUUCUUUUACGCGGUCGAGCUUGAUGGCAAUGGAAGUUGCAUGAGCAUUUUCUGGUCAGAUAGUCGGUCAAGAUUCGCCUGCAGUCAGUUUGGUGAUGCUGUAGUUUUCGAUACUUCGUAUAGAAAAGGAGACUACUCUGUUCCUUUUGCUAUGUUUAUCGGUUUUAAUCACCAUAGGCAACCCGUGCUUCUCGGGGGUGCCUUAGUUGCUGAUGAAUCUAAAGAGGCUUUCUCAUGGCUGUUUCAGACAUGGCUUCGUGCCAUGUCAGGUCGUCGUCCGAGAUCUAUUGUAGCUGAUCAAGACUUGCCUAUCCAGCAAGCUGUGGCUCAAGUCUUUCCCGGGACUCAUCACCGGUUCUCAGCAUGGCAAAUAAGGUCCAAAGAACGAGAAAAUCUCAGGUCGUUUCCGAAUGAAUUCAAGUACGAGUAUGAGAAGUGUUUAUAUCAGACACAGACAACGGUUGAGUUUGACACCAUGUGGAGUGCUCUUGUGAACAAAUACGGUCUUAGGGAUAACAUGUGGCUCAGAGAGAUAUAUGAAAAGCGCGAGAAUUGGGUACCGGCGUAUCUAAGAGCCAGCUUCUUUGGUGGAAUCCCUGUAAAUGGCACGGUCGAACCAUUUUUCGGCACUUCUCUGAAUCCUCUAACGUCUCUCGGGGAGUUCAUCUCGCGGUAUGAGCAAGGCCUCGAGCAGCGCCGUGAAGAGGAAAGAAAAGAGGAUUUCAAUUCUUAUAACUUGCAGCCGUUUCUGCAGACAAAAGAACCCGUUGAAGAGCAGUGCAGAAGGCUGUACACGCUCACCAUCUUCAGAAUUUUCCAGAGCGAGCUUGCGCAGUCUUAUAACUACCUCGGCUUAAAGACCUAUGAGGAAGGAGCCAUCAGCAGAUUUCUGGUGAGGAAAUGUGGAAAUGAGAACGAGAAGCAUGCAGUGACUUUCAGCGCAUCGAACCUGAAUGCGAGCUGCAGUUGUCAAAUGUUUGAGUACGAAGGACUUCUCUGCAGACAUAUCUUGAAAAUAUUCAACCUCUUAGACAUUCGAGAACUCCCAUCCCGGUAUAUACUACACCGCUGGACCAAGAACGCAGAGUUUGGGUUUGUACGCGAUGUAGAAUCAGGUGUGACUUCUCAAGACCUCAAGGCCUUGAUGAUCUGGAGCUUGAGGGAAGCAGCUUCAAAGUAUAUAGAGUUUGGUACAUCGUCUCUGGAGAAGUAUAAGCUUGCAUAUGAGAUUAUGCGCGAAGGCGGGAAGAAACUAUGUUGGCAGAGAUGA